Strongyloides ratti is the source of this 702-nucleotide messenger RNA. Its product is annotated as Decaprenyl diphosphate synthase-like family-containing protein. The coding region runs from base 1 to 702 and encodes 233 amino acids. The transcript is spliced from 3 exons. The record is from RefSeq and is a predicted model, not a curated record. Gene Ontology annotation, molecular function: transferase activity, transferring alkyl or aryl (other than methyl) groups. NCBI's taxonomy places the organism in Eukaryota, Metazoa, Nematoda, Chromadorea, Rhabditida, Strongyloididae.
AUGAAACAAUUAAAUAUAUAUCGUUUCCAAUACUUUACAACUCUUAAAGAUCAAAAUUUUUGUAUAAUAUUUAACAUUAUACAUCAUCUUACAUGGAAUAAUGUUCUGUCAGAGAUUCCAACCAAAAUCCAGAAACUUUAUAUUGAUAUGACUUAUUUAAAAAUACCUAAAUCUAUAGGAUUUUUAUUUUCAAGAAAGGACCAAAUAUCGACGGCCUUAGUUAGAUCAUUAAUUUUAAAAUGUCUAGAAACAAAAAUAUCAAAAAUAACUUUUUACGAUCCUUGGAAUAUAUUGUCAUUCUAUGAACAUGAGAUUCAUUGCGAAGUUGAAAAAAUUUUUAAUGUUUUGAAAAGAAAGAAUGGCGACAAUUUAUAUAAAGACAAUUAUGUAAAAAUUUUGAUCAUUGGUUCAAAGGAUGUACCAUCAAUUUGGUCGUCAACAACAAAAGAAUUAUGUACUUCUGAUUUUCCAAUUUGUCAGAAGCGUAUAGAAGAACAAUUAGAGAAAAAUUAUAUUUAUGAAAUUGAUUUAUUAAUCAAAAUAGGAGAUAUACCGUCAUUAUGUGGUUAUCCUUGUUGGGUUUUAAAUUUAGCUGAAAUAAUAAAUAUCAAACAUUUUAAAAAUAAACAUUUUGUUAGUGAUAGUGAAUUUAACAACUUUCUCAUCACUUUCUCUAAAAGAGAUCGUCGACAUGGAAAGUAG